AUUUCCCAUAAUUUAUCAUACCACAUUCGUACAAUAAUCGAACAUGGAACAAUAUUACUAGGAGUUCAGAAACCUCACCCAUCCCCCAUCGAUGGAAAGACUCAUGACAAACCAAUUUUUGGCUAGUCAGCUACCCUUAAAAAAAAGUGCAAUGCUAGCAGGCAGCAAAACCUUCAAGUGCCAUAAAAAUAAUUCAAAAUAAAUUGCUUUACAUAAAAAUUUGGUUUCUAGCUGAAGAGAAAAAAACAGCACAACAAUUUUAUAAGGUGUAUAAUUUGGCCAUAAUAAUGCGCAUCAUGCCAACAGCCUCCUUCGAGGGGUUGGUUAUUAAUUCCUGGCCGACGCGUCGCCGCGAACGAGACAUAAAUAACGCGUUUUAUGCGUGAAUAUACUUUGCAUUUUUCGCAGGCACAGCCGGAGUCCUGGUAAAGCCGUAAAAAUUACACCAGCAAGUCGAGAAGCUAUGGCUUUGACUUUCGGCCGGGCCACAAGCCAGUCAUGUCAGCUGGCCUAAUCCGCAGGUAGAUAUCCUUCUUGAUUGGCCACAAUGAAAGAUGCCUAGUCAAUAUUUUUGAUGUGCCCUAGAGAGAUGUCUGGAGGGCUGGAGGAUAAACGCUGACUUGUAAUGUCGUGUAAUUAGGGUCAUAAUCGGCUUGCCACUCGGGGCCUUAUCUCCUUGCCGAAAAACGACUUUGUUAUGCAAAUGCCAGAAAGGACCAAAAAACCAGAGGAUAAAGCUUUUGGUUUCAGAUUUCGGGCACUUUGGGAAUAACUUUAUUGGUGGAAGCCACAAAGCUUAGGCGCUUCAGUCCAAGUCUAUAUUAGUAACUUAAAAUAUUAUGCAUAGAGUUUAAAGUUUAGAAUAUAAUAGUCUUUAAAAAUGCGCUACCUUUACUCUUAAAAACGCUAUCCUGCCUUGCACCCUUUGCAACACUGCGGGAAUAACAAAAGGUCCUGUCUCCUGACAACCGUAUCCUGGCAGCCAAAAGCCGGGACUAAUAAACGUUAUUUAUCUUUUUGCCGCAUUACUAUCUGCAUCUUACGAAGCUGAGAAACUAUAUUCAAAUGGAUUUCACGUACUGUGAGUUCCCCAGCACCGUCUCCAUCGACACCUUCAAGGCCUAUUUCAAUCUCACCGAUGUCAAGUUGCCCAAAGUCGGCGGUAAAUCAUUAGACAACAGCCAGAUCCCCAACGAAGUCCAGGAGGGCCAGACAAAUCAAGUGAAAAGUCUGAGACAUCUUGUGCUGGAUUCCAUUGUCGAGAACUGGAGUGAGUUGCCGUGGUACAAGCAUCUGGGAAGGCGCGAGGACCGGAACUACUUGCUCAGCCACCUGGACACCCAACUGCCCCUGCAGCUGCUCAGCACCCACAUCCGGGAGGACUUCUUCUGGCAGCGAUGCUAUGAACAGCGCUGGAAGAGUGCGCCACUGCAGGCGCGGGGCGUGGAGCGGCCCUGGAUCAACAUCUACAUGGAGCGACAUGUGCAGGAGUUUAUUGAGAACAUGCCGACGGGCGACUACGAGCAGGAGCAGGGCGGUAACGUGCAGGCCACCCUGGACAUCUGUGCGGCGUACAUAAAUCAGUUGGAUAUAAGUUUCCUUCAGCCCGCCCCGCCCACAACCGAUGCAAAUGAUCACAUUCCGCUUGAUUACCUUCUCAGCAAUCUGCCGGAUUUACGCCAACUGCGACUGAGUUACUGUACCAAGACGGCCGGCUGUAAUUACCAAAUGGGCUGCAACCAACUGACUGCCAGGGACAUUUUGCUCCUGUCCAAAGGACUCAGCCAGUGUCACGAGUUGCGCCGGUUCUGUAUGCACAACACCAAACUGAUGCCGUAUCAGUUGCGAUUCCUGGCACACAGCCUGGACAAGGGAUGCCACCACCUGACGGAGAUGUCCUUGCUUCAUUGUGCAGUGGGGGAUGCCGGAAUUCGCAGUUUUCUGGAGACCUGUGGCCGGGAAUCCUUCAGCACUCUUACUGUGUUGGAUUUGACUAACAAUAAGAUAACCGAAGAAGGUGCCUAUAUACUUAGUCGCACUUUGAGGCAUGUGCCCCUGCUGCGGCUCGUCCUUCGUCUAAAUCCAAUCCAAAGUGACGGAGCUGCCGCUAUCUUUCACACUCUCCAGGUAAUGCCCAUCAAGGAGCUGGAUCUGGGAACCUGUGGCAUCUCAGAAACCAUCACAAAGCUUUUCAUGAUGUUGAUUUGUCAGCACAACACAUUGCUUUAUAUAGAUAUAUCCAAUAAUUCUUUGGGAAAGGACUUUGGUAAGCACCUUAUGAAGAUCAUUACCUGCAAUAAAGUUCUCGAGAAAUUGGAUUUACGAAAUACUGGACUAUCAUUGGAAAUGCGGAGAAAAUUCCAGGAGCUUCUUAUCAAAAAUGUGGAACGCAAAAAGCAUGAGGCUUUAAAACAGAAACAACGUGAUAAAUUCAAGGCCAUGAUGCAGCUAUAAAUAAGUGUUUAUUUACAUAUAUGUAUAAAUAGAUAAACCCUUGAAAACAUACCUCCAUAUAUAAGGAAACUAUUUUUAAAGUUCUGACUACAUAAGCUAUAUAGUUAAGAAAAAUAAAACAAAUAAAGCAUGUGUAGUGCUGCUUGUG
Drosophila ananassae is the source of this 2602-nucleotide messenger RNA. RefSeq names its product dynein regulatory complex subunit 5. Gene Ontology annotation, molecular function: protein binding. The record is from RefSeq and is a predicted model, not a curated record. Lineage: Eukaryota; Metazoa; Arthropoda; Insecta; Diptera; Drosophilidae. The transcript has 6 exons. The coding region runs from base 1066 to 2454 and encodes 462 amino acids.